AUGUUUAUUCGGGAAAAGCAUCCGUUAUCAAUACGUGUAUCGGAAAAAUCAUCCGUUAUCACUACGUAUAUCGGAAUUUUAUUUUUAAACCAUGUUUAUUGUAUUUUCACUUGUGACCCUUCAAAUAAUACUGCUGCAAACAAAGAAUU
This is a messenger RNA of Racocetra fulgida, 149 nucleotides long. NCBI's taxonomy places the organism in Eukaryota, Fungi, Glomeromycota, Glomeromycetes, Diversisporales, Gigasporaceae. The record is from the annotation of a GenBank genome assembly.